Messenger RNA from Vanessa tameamea, 2134 nucleotides. It is a transcript of the gene Rcc1, whose product is annotated as regulator of chromosome condensation. Gene Ontology annotation, cellular component: cytoplasm. Gene Ontology annotation, molecular function: guanyl-nucleotide exchange factor activity. Bases 124 to 1893 code for a protein of 589 amino acids. The record is from RefSeq and is a predicted model, not a curated record. The transcript is spliced from 14 exons. NCBI's taxonomy places the organism in Eukaryota, Metazoa, Arthropoda, Insecta, Lepidoptera, Nymphalidae.
GAGCGGAGGAGAUGCACGGGAUUUGUACUCUGUUGAAAUAAUACGUCAUCUCAUAUUCUUUAGUGAUUUCAAUUAAUUGUUAAUAAUUUGGAUUACUAUACCGUUACAUAAUAAAACAAUAAAAUGCCGGCGGCGCGAGGCGUUAAACGGACAGCGUCAAAGUCUUCUGCUACUCCGGCACCAGCAGGACCGAAAAAUAAGAAAAAACGUGGAGCUAUCCAGUUGGAGAUACCAUCUGCGCCCAAAAAGAGAGGUUGUGUGUUAACCUGUGGUCAGGGUGAUGUCGGACAAUUGGGAUUGGGUGAAGAUGUCAUUGAGACAACUAAAUUUAAGCAAGUGUCGUCACUGGGUAACAAGAUUGUGGACGUGCACGCGGGGGGCAUGCACACAGUGGCGCUAGACAGCGACGGAAAGGUUUGGACGUUUGGCUGCAACGAUGAAGGGGCUUUGGGCAGACCAACAUCCAACGAGAAAGAUGAGGGCACACCUAAAUCAGUAGAUCUACCGUUACCUGCUGUAGUCAUUAGUGCGGGUGACUCUCAUUCAGCAGCCCUACUAGAUAAUGGAGAUGUUUACGCUUGGGGAGCUUUCAGGGAUUCCCAUGGGAGUAUGGGAUUAGUCGUCCGUGGAAGGGAAGGCAAAGCUUGCAAAGAACCAGUCAAAGUAGACAUUGGUGAGCAGGCGGUGGCAGUUGCAUCGGGAGGAGACCAUCUUGUUAUUUUAUCAACGUCAGGGUCAGUGUACACAAUGGGCUGUGGAGAGCAGGGACAGCUCGGCAGAUUGUCACAGAGAUCUGCAACCAGAGAUGCCAGGCAGGGAUUCAGCGCGCUGCUGAGCCCGGCGCGCGUGUCGCUGCGCGGGGGCGCCGCCGCCGUGUGGGCCGGCCACCACGCCAGCUUCGCGCUGCAGCCCGCCGGCCGCAUGCUGGCCUGGGGACUCAACAACUACGGACAGCUCGGCAUAACAGGCGAGAAGCGCAGGACGGCGCUUUUCUCCCCGAAGGAGUGCGACGCCUUCGACGAGCGAGUCUGGACCUGCGUCGCCAUCGGCCAGCACCACUCGCUGGCGCUGGACGAGGCGGGCGCCGCACACGCCGUGGGACGCUGCGACUACGGACGACUCGGGUUAGGCGACAGACCGGGCGACGCGGAAUCACUCGAGCCCAUACCCAAGUUGCAAAAUAAGAAGUGCGUCAGUAUCGCAGCCGGCACGUGCAGCUCGUUCGCGGUCACGGACACAGGCGAGGCGUACGCGUGGGGCAUGGGCAGCGAGGGGCAGCUGGGCACGGGCGCGCGCGCCGACUGCGCCGAGCCCGCGCGCGCGCUGCAGCCGCGGCCCGCGCUGCGCGUGGCGGCCGGCGGCCAGCACGCCGUGCUGCUCGUGGAGGACCCUACAGCCCAAAAGGAGGCGUCACCGGCCCCCGAGAUGGAAACGGAAGAGGAGACGGUCGAGCCCGUAGAAGAGGAGAAGAAGCGGCCGACGAAACGGCCGAAAAAACAAGAACAGGAUGAAGAGAUAUCCUCUACGUCGAGUGCACAGCCAGCUGACGUCGAUCGAGCUGAUGAUAAACCAGAAAAGGUGAACGGAAACGAGAAAAAAGAAACAGACACAGAAACCGAUACGGCAAUGGAAGUUGAUGACACUGACAAAGCACAGGAAAACGACAAAGAUGACAAACUGACGGACGAACAAAAAGACACUGAACACACGGAAUCCGAGAAAGACUCCAAAGCGGAUACCAUGGACACGUCCAGCCAGGACACGGAGAGCGACAAGGACGCCGACGUGAAAGUAGAGACGCCGGUGCAGCCCCCGGCCGCCGCACCGCAGCCCGCCGCGCAGCCCCAGGCCGCCAGCGAAGCGCCCGCCGCACUCAACGGAGCCGACGCGUGAUGCUAGCUUACACUUUUUGUUUAUUUUAAUUCAAUGCGGGACCGUGGUUGAACUUGGACGUUGCGAUCGUACGUUUGGAAUGGUUUCGUAUGUACAAGCGGUCGAUCGUUUUGCUGUUAUUUUGCAAAAUGAUCAUAAGUAAGACUUGAAUCAGUGGAAAUUGCACAAAAUUAACAGAAACUUAGCCUUAUUUCAACUGUAUAUCAUGUUACUUGUGCCUACAUACAACUGCUAAUGUAGU